Messenger RNA from Fusarium pseudograminearum CS3096, 438 nucleotides. RefSeq lists its product as uncharacterized. The record is from RefSeq and is a predicted model, not a curated record. The coding region runs from base 1 to 438 and encodes 145 amino acids. The transcript is spliced from 2 exons. Gene Ontology annotation, molecular function: protein binding. Lineage: Eukaryota; Fungi; Ascomycota; Sordariomycetes; Hypocreales; Nectriaceae.
AUGAGCGCUUCGUCAUCUACCUUGAUACGGGGCUCUGGGGGUGCAUCCAAUAUUACGAAGAUCUGCCAGAAUGGGGAUGUUAUCCUUGCAGUCGGUCCUAAAGAGAAGAUUCAGGUUGCUUCGGACUUUUUAAAGCACAUUUCGCCUGUUUUCAAAGCAAUGCUUGACGGCCCUAUGAGUGAAGGAGAGGCUCUUCGAAACAAGCCACCUAACUCUCCAAUCACGAUUUCACUUCCUGAAGAUAACCCAGUGGCUAUGCGCAGACUUCUACGGAUUCUCUAUGGUGCAGGCGGCUUGGAUCUCACUUUCAAGGAGCUCUACGAUGUUAUAAUCUUGACCGACAAGUAUGACAUGACUGACCGACUCAAACAUUUCGGGCUCGGUUGGGUACGUAUGGACGUUGAUGAUAACCAUCCUUUUGAUGCGGACUUCCGAUAA